AUGAUGCUGAAUGAAACAGGUCACACAGGAGGAGGCGCCCAAGACUGGGGCGGCCAGCGACCAGAGGAGCCCGAGCCGCAGGACCCGCACUGUGCGCCGCCCGAAGGUACGGCCUCACGAGUCUUGGUCUACCCACCGUAUAUUUAUCAAACUCAGUCAAGUGUCUUUUGUAGUGUGAAGAAACUCAAAGUAGAGCCAAGCAGUUGUGUAUUCCAGGAAAGGAACUAUCCACGGACCUAUGUGAAUGGUAGAAAAGUUGGAAAUUCUCAUCGUCCCACGAAGGGCAGUGCUUUUCAGACAAAGAUACCAUCUAAGAAACCUGGAGGACACAACCUUCCAUUGCAGACAAGUGCUGUUGUUUUAAAAAGUACUACCACUGCGGGUGCUACAAAGGUUAUAGCAGCUCAGGAGCAGCAAACUCAAGUGGAGGCAUCUCAGACUGGGACGUGGUGAUGCAGGUUAAAUUUCCUAGAAGGCCCCCAGCGAUGUGGAUUGAAGUGCAAGAGUGAGGAGUUGGAUAAUCAUAGCGCAAUGCAGAUUGUCGAUGAGUCGUCCAUACUUCCUGCAAUGUUGCAAACCAACAUGGGAAAUCCAGUGACAGUUGUGACAACUACCACAGGAACAAAACAGAAUUGUACCACUGGAGAAGGGGACUAUCAGUUAGUACAGCAUGAAGUUUUAUGCUCCAUGAAAAAUACUUAUGUAGUCCUUGAUUCUCUUGGUGGAGGCGCUUUUGGUAAGGUAGUGAAAUGCUGGAAAAGAGGGACAAAUGAAAUUGCAGCAAUCAAAAUUUUGAAGGACCACCCUUCUUAUGCACGUCAAGGUUAGAUAGAAGUGAACAUAUUAGCAAGGCUCAGUACUGAAAAUGCUGAUGAAUACAACUUUGUACGAGCUUAUGAAUGCUUUCAGCACCGUAACCAGACUUGUUUAGUCUUUGAGAUGCUGGAACAAAACUUGUAUGACUUUCUGAAACAAAAUAAGUUCAGUCCUCUGCCACUAAAAGUAAUUCGACCCAUUCUUCAGCAAGUGGCCACUGCGCUGAAAAAAUGGAAAAGUCUUGCUUUAAGUCACGCAGACCUCAAACCAGAGAAUAGUAUGUUGGUGGAUCCUGUUCGACAGACAUACAGGGUUAAAGUAAUAGACUUUGGGUCGGCCAGUCACGUAUCAAAGACUGUUUGUUCAACAUAUCUGCGAUCUCCGCACUACAAGGGACAUGGGCCUGAUUACUCCAAAGCCACGUACCACGUUGUGAGAAGGGACCCACGUUACGAGGAACUGAGGUUUGCUGCUAAUAGCCAUGUGAGGAGCAUUUCAAAAGCAGAUCUUCCAUCCCAGUCAAGUCUUCCCAUGACCACAGCUCUGGCCAACAUCUGGACUACAACUUCAAGAGACACCCUAAGCCAGCACGACUCAGCUCAGCUGCCCCCAGACUCCUGGCCCUCAGAAACUGUGAGAUAA
Balaenoptera ricei (Rice's whale) is the source of this 1458-nucleotide messenger RNA. Its product is annotated as homeodomain-interacting protein kinase 3-like. Gene Ontology annotation, molecular function: ATP binding; protein tyrosine kinase activity; protein serine/threonine kinase activity. Lineage: Eukaryota; Metazoa; Chordata; Mammalia; Artiodactyla; Balaenopteridae. The record is from RefSeq and is a predicted model, not a curated record. Gene Ontology annotation, cellular component: nucleus; PML body; cytoplasm. Gene Ontology annotation, biological process: peptidyl-serine phosphorylation; peptidyl-threonine phosphorylation. The transcript has 5 exons.